AUGGAGCUGGAGUCUGCGCUCGCCGAUGUCCAGUCCAGCAUGGCGGCGUCCUAUGUGGAGGUGGGCAAGGCCGAGGAGCUGCUCGUCAAGCUCCAGGCGGCAGACCUCGGCGAUCCCCUCAAGGCCGCCUCGGCCAGCCUCGACGUCGCGGUCGUCGAGCCCCAGGCGGGCAGGGAUGCAGUCGCGGUUCUUCACGGCUCCAGGCAGCAGCUGACCAGGCCAAGGGGUGUCAACGUCCCCGUCGACAGCGACGACAUCGACGUGGGCGCGCUGCAGGGUGACGGCCUGGCGCGGCGCCAGGCCGAUUUCGUCAGGGCGCUCGGCGAUCUGCGGAAG
This is a messenger RNA of Prorocentrum cordatum, 336 nucleotides long. The record is from the annotation of a GenBank genome assembly. Lineage: Eukaryota; Dinophyceae; Prorocentrales; Prorocentraceae.